Messenger RNA from Scheffersomyces coipomensis, 890 nucleotides. RefSeq names its product Sdh4p (gene SDH4). NCBI's taxonomy places the organism in Eukaryota, Fungi, Ascomycota, Pichiomycetes, Serinales, Debaryomycetaceae. Gene Ontology annotation, molecular function: heme binding; ubiquinone binding; succinate dehydrogenase (quinone) activity. Gene Ontology annotation, cellular component: mitochondrial envelope; membrane. The coding region runs from base 171 to 686 and encodes 171 amino acids. The transcript has a single exon. The record is from RefSeq and is a predicted model, not a curated record. Gene Ontology annotation, biological process: mitochondrial electron transport, succinate to ubiquinone; tricarboxylic acid cycle.
GUAAGUUCAACCACCAACCACCCACACACAAAAAAAAAUUAUUUCUCCAACUAUAUUUCAAAAGUUUUCUUUGAUAGUUUUACUUAUCUUGUUCAACGCCAACAAUAAGUUAUAGUUCAUCACAUACAUACAUACAUACAUCUAUAACACUAAUAGAAUCAUAAUAGAAAAUGUCAGUAAUACUGUUAAUUCGUUCGGCAUACAGACCCACCAAUCAAAUAAAAUCAAUUAAUCUCAUCUCAAAUAUAUAUAUAACCAGAUCAAUAUCUUUAAAACCUGACUUUUCCAAAUUUAAAAAGAUCGAACAACCAGCAGGUCAUGUUGUAGGUACAGUCAACGAUGCCUAUGUUGCUCCUCCUGCUAGAUUUUCUGAAGGUGGUUAUCAUUGGGCUUAUGAAAAAAUAGUCACUUUAUCAAUGAUUCCAACUAUGAUGGUACCUUUUAUAUUUGGACCUGAAUAUCCUAUGAUUGAUUAUAUAUUCUCGGUAUUAUUGUUAUUCCAUUGUCAUGCUGGGUUCAAAUCUUGUAUCAUUGAUUAUAUUCCUCAAAGAGUAUUUGGUAUUUGGCAUAAAAUCGCUUCUGGUGUGUUAACUAUGGGUAGUGCUGUUAGUUUAUAUGGUAUUUAUUUACUUGAAACCAGUGGUAAUGGUAUUUUCGAAUUAGUUAGAAACUUGUUUCUUGCUUAAGUAACCACUUCAACAUGUUAAUUGAAGGAUAUCUUCAUAUUAUAAUCAUGGACUCUUUGAAAAUGUAUAUAGUUUCUACAUUUUCUGUUUAUUUAAUUAAUGUAAAUAGUAUCAUAAACAAUUGUAAUCUAGGUUUACAUCCAUUACAUUCUACAAAGUAUCAUUAUUCAUCUUUUCAUAGAGAUCUGUUGUAAUAUGAUAUGA